Messenger RNA from Tarenaya hassleriana, 3103 nucleotides. RefSeq names its product pentatricopeptide repeat-containing protein At1g05670, mitochondrial. Bases 447 to 2687 code for a protein of 746 amino acids. The transcript has 4 exons. The record is from RefSeq and is a predicted model, not a curated record. NCBI's taxonomy places the organism in Eukaryota, Viridiplantae, Streptophyta, Magnoliopsida, Brassicales, Cleomaceae. Gene Ontology annotation, molecular function: protein binding.
UCUUCUGGGCUCGAGACGAGAAACAAGCCCCCGUGUUAUACAGGUACCGACCGGGUCAUGAGUCGAUGUUUUCUUCCGGGCGGCGUGAGACGAAUACGAUAUUUGCAUCAUUGCAUGAACUGCUGCAUCACUUUUAAAGAAACUGAGAGAGCCAUUGUAAUAGCAGGAAACAACACAUUCUCUUCCUUUAUAUAGUGGUAAGGAUCGCUCAUAACGUGUUCGACGGAAUGACUAUGAGAAAGUAGUUUGCGGCAUGGAGUUGAAAGACAUGUAAUGUUUUUUCUCAGGACUCGGCUGUCUCUUUUUCAUGGUUUAUGAGGUUCCCGGCUUGUUGGGAUUAUGAUGGAGGGAUGAAGCUUUCCAACUUUUUCUGUUUUCCGACAUGGGAAGUUCUUGUUGCUGCAUUGUCAUCCAAGAGUUCUUGUCCUUUGUGACAAUGGGUUCCAAUGAUGAAGAUGAAGAGAGGUGCCAUCUCUGGCUUCAGAAGUUACGUUCAAGUCUUGUCCGAUCGGUCUUUCCGACAUGCCCCCAAGGCUAGACUUUUAUGUCGAGGAUUCAGUUUUUCUAGAUCCACUGAUACGAGACCAUUCCCUAAUUAUUCACCGAAGAAACCUUCUGUCAGAGACACUGAACUGGUCCACCAAAUUACCAAUGUCAUAAAGCUGCGUCGGGCUGAGCCCCUUAGACGAAGCUUACAGCGUUAUGAGUCCAAGUUCAGGCCUGAUCACUUGAUUUGGGUUCUGAUGAAGAUUAAGAGUGAUUACGGUUUGGUUCUGGAUUUCUUUAACUGGGCAUGCUUUCGCAGAGACUCGAACCUUGAAGCUCUCUGCAUUGUCAUUCAGCUAGCUGUAUUUUCAAAGGAUUUCAAGGUGGCUCAUUCUUUUAUAAGAGGUUUUUGGGAAAAACCAAAGUCAGAUGUUAGUGGUUCUUUUAAACAUUUUUUCGACCUUUUGAUAUACACCUACAAGGACUGGGGUUCUGAUCCCCAUGUAUUUGACGUUUUCUUUCAAGUUCUCGUUGAAGUUGGACUGCUCCAUGAAGCAAGAAAGGUCUUUGAGAAGAUGUUGAACUACGGAUUGGUUAUCUCUGUUGAUUCCUGCAACUUGUAUCUUAGCCGGCUUUCAAAGGACUGCAAUAAACCUGCUUCAGCAAUUGUAGUAUUCCGUGAAUUCCCUGAAGUGGGUGUUUGUUGGAAUGUCGUUUCCUACAACAUUAUUAUUCAUUCUAUUUGUCUUCUCGGGAAAAUAAGAGAAGCCCACCAUUUACUCCUGAUUUUGGAGUUGAAGGGCUACAUACCUGAUGUAAUAAGUUACAGUACCAUAAUAAAUGGAUACUGUGAAGUUGGUGAACUUGAGAAGAUUUGGAAGCUCGUAGAAGAGAUGCAACUGAAGGGAUUGAAGCCUAAUUCUUAUACCUACAGUAGCAUAAUUCUUUUGCUUUGUCGAACUGGUAAACUAGGCGAAGCGGAGAAGACAUUUAGAGAGAUGACAGGCCUGGGAAUAUUUCCUGAUGCUGUUGUUUAUACAACUCUUAUUGACGGUUUCUGCAAGAGAGGGGAUAUUCAGACUGCCCACAAAAUAUUCCAUGAGAUGCAGAAUCUGGGUGUUUCCCCAGAUGCUUUGACAUACACUGCUCUAAUAUCAGGGUUUUGUCAGAUUGGCAAGAUGGUGGAGGCUGGUAAAUUAUUCCAUCAAAUGCUUAGCAGGGGUUUAGAACCGGAUGGAGUUACCUUUGCCGAACUUAUUAGUGGGUAUUGCAAGGCUGGUGAGAUUAAAGAAGCAUUUAGCCUCCACAAUCACAUGAUUCAGAUUGGAUGCUCCCCAAAUGUUAUCACAUAUACCACACUAAUCGACGGGCUCUGUAAACAGGGGGAGUUAGAGACAGCAAAUGAUCUUCUCCAUGAAAUGUGCAAAAUUGGUCUCCAGCCAAAUAUUUGCACUUAUAACUCCAUUGUCAACGGUCUAUGUAAAUCAGGGAGUAUUGAGGAGGCGAUUAAACUUGUGGAAGAAAUUGAAGCUGCUGGACUCAAUGCAGACGUUGUCACUUAUACAACGGUAAUGGAUGCCUAUUGUAAAGCAGGGGAUAUGGCUAAGGCUCAUGAGCUAUUGAGGGAGAUGCUUGGGAGAGGAAUUCAACCUACUGUAGUCACAUUCAAUGUUUUAAUGAAUGGUUUUUGUUUGCAUGGUAUGUUGAAAGAUGGGGAGAGGCUUCUGGAUUGGAUGCUGGGAAAAGGUAUAGUGCCUAAUGCAAUCACAUAUAAUUCUCUCAUGAAGCAGUACUGCAUUAGAAACGACAUGCGAGCUGCAACUUUGGUUUAUAAGGGUAUGUGUUCUCGUGGAGUGAUACCUGACAAUAACACAUAUGAGAUUUUAAUAAAAGGUCAUUGCAAAGCUAGGAAUAUGAAAGAGGCGUGGUUUCUGUACAAAGAAAUGAUAGACAAGGGGUUUUGUGCCUCAGCUAGCACAUAUGGUGCUCUCAUUAAAGGAUUCUUCAAAAGGAAGAAAUUUGCGGAGGCGAGAGAACUUUUCGAACAGAUGAAAAGAGAAGGUUUAGCUGCAGAUAAAGAAAUCUACGACUUUUUCAUUGAUACAAAAUACAAGAGAGGCAAUUCAGAUACCAGUUUGGAUAGUGUUGAUGAGAUAAUAGAGAAUUACCUUGUGGAUAAUGAUCAUGCUGAAACAAAGUAGCUGGUGGGUCUGAACUGAAGUUCAUCUUAUCGAUAUCAAGUUGCCGAUUCUGCGGAAUCAUCUGAAGCCUGACCCGAAGCUCCUGAACCGUCAGGCACUUUGAGAGCACUGAUUGGGGAGAGGUUUAAGUAGAAGAUCAUUCUUCUCCGCCCUUUGGAAAUGGAUCGUGGGCAGUGUCUGUGAAGCAGAAACUUUCCGGCUGGCCCGGGUGCUUCAAUAGCUUCUCAGAAGGCAAGACAAGAUGCUGCUGCUCAAAUACAUUCCAGUGUGAUGUUUUUAACUCUGAUGCAGAACAGCAGAUGAUAGGUGAUCAGUGGUACGAGAAAAACAGUUGUAUUGAACUCUGUUUCUGUAAAAGAACUAGUUUCCAACCGUUGUAUAUGUUGUCUGGUUUUUGCCACACUAUCUUGUCUUUG